Molecule: messenger RNA, 2237 nt
Organism: Cydia splendana
Lineage: Eukaryota; Metazoa; Arthropoda; Insecta; Lepidoptera; Tortricidae
Exons: 7
Coding region: 106-2052 (648 amino acids)
Biological process (GO): proteolysis
Molecular function (GO): serine-type endopeptidase activity
Source: RefSeq, a predicted model, not a curated record
CAAUAAAACAAUUCAUACAAAGAAAAGACUUUAAUGUGGUAACAUUUUACAAUUUACUUAAAGGUUUCAAACAUUUGUUAUAAUUUUUCAAUAAUCGAUAUCUUCAUGGUGAUCAUCCAAUUUUGGGCUAUCGUCUGUUUCUUCAACGCAACUCAUGGUUUGAAACAGUGGCUGCCAUACCCCAUAGUAACAUCACCCUUCGUUUAUGAUGUUCACCAAAAACUUUCGAGUCAGGAAUUAAAAACAGACAAUGAUAAAGAAUCAGCUGAAGUAUUGACUAAAGAUAAAGAAAACUACUUCACUAGGCUGACUCCUGUAGAAAAUGAAAGUAGUAAAGAAGUAACCAAACCAACAAUAACCGAUAUCACAUAUAACUAUAGUAAUUUAGUUUUAACGACAGCGAUAAACGGAUUUCGUAAAGAAAUGUUUACUUCAAAUUUAAAUAUAAUACAAGAAGAUGACUUUAUUAAGAAAACUUUAAGUGCGACUAAAUUUCCUAAGAAGCCACACCGAGUUACUGAGCGUUAUCAGAAAUCAGAAGAUUUUUUCCAAGAUAGGGAUUUCACAAGAAGCGAAUCAGAUUCACGAGAAACAAGUACCGAGGAAAAUCAUUACAGGGUGCACACUCCCGCUCGACGCAUCUUCCGCGGACACAAAACGAAGAUCAAGCACUUUCCUUUCUUGGUGACCGUUCACGUGUUAGGCCGGUUCGUGUGUGGCGGCACUAUCAUCAAAUCCGACCUGGUCAUAACCGCCGCCAGUUGUUUGAAAAGGUGGCAAGAAUGGAUACGUCGCACCAGCACUACACCAGAAGCGACCACCACUGAUGAGACCACAACCGAUACAAUCACGACCGAUACAAUCACGACCGAUACAAUCACGAUCGAUACCGAUGCAACCAUCGCUGAUAGAACUGAAACUAUCCUUUUUGAGACCACUACAGAGACACUAAACGACAAUAAAAUAAUGAUUAACUCGGACGAAUCAGGCAAAAGCUCGAGCUACGAAACUUAUCCACCAAAGACAGUCGUCACGGAAGAAACCUCUACACCUCAAACUCUUGGUCUCCUCUCUGUUCGCAUUGGCACGAACUAUUACAGAUUAGAGGGAAAGGUGGUCCAAAUCACAAAUGUUUACUUUCACCCUUCAUACGAUGAGGAAAAUUUGCAAGACAACCUGGUCAUCAUGAGACUGGAGAGACACCUCAUCUUCGAAAGGAGGAGAGUACGCAAGAUAGAGAUCAGUACCGACGGUGAUGUGCCCGAGGGUACUGAAGUGACCAUUGCUGGUUGGGGUGCUAAGACUUACCACAACAAAAUCUUUAACGCUUUAUGGAAUUUGAUCCACAAGGCUGUCUUGACAGUCAGUCCUCAAGAAGAGUGCGUAGAUACAUAUACUGAGAACUUCGUGAGAACAACGAACUUUUGUGCGCUCAGUGAACAUCACGAGGGAGCAUGCAAUGGCGAUGGAGGUAACCCUGCGGUGGUCGAUGGGGUGCUAGUGGGUGUUGUCAGUUUUGGCCCCCCUAACUGUGGGCAAUGGGACGCUCCUACAGUCUUCACCAACGUUGGCUACUACGCAGACUGGAUUCAAGAGAUCAUGGACAUGUCCCUGGAAUCAUCAUCAUCGGAUGAAAGUACAAGCACCGAAGAAACAACAACAGAUACAACAACAGAAACGACCACCGAGUGUGCUGGUUGGAGUGGUUGGACAAGGAAACCUACCGCAACCACGGAACCUACACAUGUAGACACCACAACCACGGAACCUACUCCUGUAGACACCACAACCACGGAAUCUACACCUGUAUACUAUGAUGUUGAUGUUAGUAACAAAGACGAACAAGAUCUCGCGAACUUACGUACUUUUCGUAGGAGAAAGUUUGAAGAUGUAAAAUUAAGAAGGAGAUUAAGAGUAGUAGAGAUUGAUGAUAGUGAGGAACAUAGUACAACGAUGGUUCCAUUGGACAAUACUCUUCCGAAAAUAUCUACCUUAAGUGAAUCAGGUACAACCAUUGAAAGAAUGUUCUUACUAACGCCUAAUAGAAUUUAGAUCACACAUUUCCACACAUUUCCAAACUAUUUUCAUAAUUGAUAAGACCUUACUUUACUAACGGUUUCUAAAAUUAUAUCGUAUUACAAUCUAUAAAUUGGAAGAUAGUUUGAAGUAAUGACGACAACAAAGCAAAAAUUGAAUUAAAUGUGUUACGUAUUAAAUAAAAAACAAAUAAAAAUGAU